AUGGCCAAGUCUGUCUUCGCCUCCCCCUUCCGAUACCUCGCCGAUCUGGUUGCCUCGCUCAAGAGCCCUCCCUCGGCUGACACUUCCCGCCGCGACCCAUCUCUACGGCAGGUCACGUCUCCUUCUAUCAAGCGCAAAGCCGAUCAGGAAGAACAGUUUGGACGGCAACCAAAAAGGCGUGCGAUAAGGACGGGGAAUGACACUUCCGACCCAUAUGAGGAUGACAACCACUCCGCUUCCAGUCCAGAACUUCCAACCAAAAGGACGGGACUCGAGGCAAGCUUGGACCGCUCGCUUAUGCCUCCUCCAGCAACACCACACAGAAAGAUGGACACUCUGCAGCUACAGCGUAUCAGCCCACCGCCAAGGCGGGAUUCGCAAAGUUGGAUUCACGAUGACGAUUCAACGUCGUUCGUGUCCACUGCUCUAGCAAGGAUAAGACUAGACCCAGUGGACAAUGACCUGAUGGAAGAAGCGAGAAGACAUGUUGCUGCAAUUACUCUUCCUGCCAACUCAGGCAUCUGGUCACAGACCGAACGCGAGCUGUUUUUUCACCUCGCAUAUCGCGGCUUCGAGCCUCUCCUGCCACAGAACUGGAUGAUCGACUUCGACACCUUGCCGAUCAGUGUAUUCGCACAUGAGAACUCAUCAGAUCCAGCACUGAUUCAAAACCUCAGAGACAACCAAUUCAGAGCAGGGCACGCCCUGCGGCGGCUCUUUGAGGCUGGACAAGAUGCGCGUGACAGAAGCCACGUCAGUCCUGGUGUCCGGAGAGAGAGGGUUUUGGAAAAGUCUGUGAAAAGAUACCUUUACUGGGCUUUGACUGAUGUCGGACUGCGACCAAGAUCGAAGACGCAAUACAUUCCGGUUCACGUCGUCGCUGCCAGGAGGAAGGGUCAGUCUACUCUACAAACACUGGAGGAAGUUGCGACCAAAUUACAGAAGUUGUCAGAGAGACAUCAAAGGGCCCAAAAUGUCCAACAUAGCGUGGAGACACGUGGCCUGAAUCCGGCAGACGCAGACGAGACUCGGGUUGCUGACGAUGAUUCCUCAACGCCGACUCUGAUCGGACUUGUCAUUAUCUCUGCCGUGCUUGUUGUCGUCACACUGAGUCCGUUUGCCCCUCCAACGCCAGAGUCUCUGCAAGGAGAAAAAGCCUCUGCGGGCCCUUCUGAUUCCUCGGGUGAGGGAGGCACAAGCUUCAACCCCGACAGGCUUCGCAUAAUCGCUGAACUGGAUUUCAGCCAAAAAGAUCAAGAUGUGUGGAACGCGCUCGGGGUGGCAAUUGCGGCGAUGGAGAUUCGGCGGGAGGCACUGAAGGUGAACCGUGAAUUCACUAACGACGAUGUGGGUGCAAUGGACUGGGAUGGCAUGUCGACCACGGGAUCAAAGUUCGAGGACGACAUGGGGGAAGUGAGUACGCUGUCAAGAUUGCAAUUGGAUGACGACCCAGACUUGUGA
This is a messenger RNA of Cladophialophora yegresii CBS 114405, 1461 nucleotides long. RefSeq lists its product as uncharacterized. Lineage: Eukaryota; Fungi; Ascomycota; Eurotiomycetes; Chaetothyriales; Herpotrichiellaceae. Bases 1 to 1461 code for a protein of 486 amino acids. The transcript has a single exon. The record is from RefSeq and is a predicted model, not a curated record.